AUGGCCACGCUUUUCUCUUACUUCACCAAAACGCCAAAAUCUAAGAAACCUUCUUCUCCAGUUUGCGGUGAAACAGCGGAGAAAGGGAAAAACCAUUCUCCUAAAGAAGGGGCCCAAGGAUUUACGCCAAUUAAUGGACAGAAAGCGAACAUAAAAGAGCGAAAAUCAGCUGGUAGAUCGAACAAGAGCGAUGAUCCGCAAGUUGAAUUGUAUGACAUUGUGUGGGCCAAACUUGAAGGACAUCCAUGGUGGCCUAGCUUGGUUUGUGAUCAUCCUACACAGAACGUUUUUCAGCAGAAGGAUAAAUGUCAUGUACAGUUUUUCGGCGAGCCACCUAGCAGAGCUUGGGUAAAGCGAAGGUAAGCCUGCUUUAAUAUUGAACAUGCAUGCUCGAGAUCGAUUGUACCUGAUGGUAUGCUAGGUUCUUAACAUGGCGACUUGGUAGAUAAUUCAUAAAACAAUGAAAGAGAUGCAUUUGCGGUCGGAUCAUUAUGUUUUUGUGUAAUCAUAAUUCCUUGCCUGUUACUUAUGGGAUUGAUUUUUUAAUCGAUCUGCACUCCACAUCAUUAGAUCGAAAGGAUCAUUUUUAGUUUACAACCCCACCCCCCUGUUGAGGACUAAUAGAGUAAUUGUUCAGAGUGAAUACGGCUAACGAAAUGAAUAAGGGGCACAUAUUAAGGUCUAUUGUCUCAAAUUAAGGGCAGCAAAAUGAACAAUUUUUGUCUUAAAACAGGGUCAUGGCUUGAAAGCCUUGACAGUACAUCAGUUAUUGUCUUGCCACACUUCCCUUGACUGCCCCCCUCCCUUGCCUGGUAUACAUCUGUAAAUGCAGACAGUGGGCACUGUCUAUUAAGAAAAUGAAUAAGGCUGAGUAUCAUCUGAAGUAUUAUGGAGAUCGAAGAGGGUGUUAUCCACCAAGGCUGUAGGCUGAGGCAGAUAACACCCUCAGAGAUCUCCAUAAUUCUUCAGAUAAUAUGAAAGCCGAAUUUAAUAAUAAUAUUGUUGUAUUAUUCAUUAAAAAUAAUUCCUAGUUUAAAAGGAAGCUAAAACAUGCUUUCCUCCGUCGAUGUUAAGUUCAUCUUCGAUAGUGCAUGUUUAUCGGCAAGUUUAGAAGAUAAAGGGUUGUUCAGUUCAGCAAAUAUUCUCCAAACAGCAGAUGUCGUCCGUUGAGUUGUCUUCUUGCUGUUCUUGCUGUGUUUUAAGCCAAAAGUUCACCUAUUUCUUCCUCUUGAAGUAAAAUAUUCCAUCAUUUUGUACUCACUACCAAAACAACUCAUCCUCAUCCCCAGGUCUUCUCAGUUAACUGUUCAGUAAUCUGGCAAUUUUGCUGCACGCUGAAAGUCAUUAUUCAGAUAUCGCCAAAUUCUUCCAAAUUUUGUUGUCAGUGGCUGGUUUUGAUGAAAUGUUAUGCGUGGGAUUUUAGCCAGUCAGAAAAAGGGAGAAAUAUUUUGAAGGAAUAUUGACUCCUCUUAUUGAAGUACUGCAGACCUACGGUAUACAGUUUUACGGAACUCUUCAGGGAUAGAAAAACAAUAAAAAGUUCCUGAUUAAGGAGGGCACAUUCAGUUUCCUCAUCCCAAUGUACAGUAUAUUGCUUACUGAGUUCAGGGCUGGAUACAAAUAAUACCUAACCAUGUGAGAUGGUUUAAAAUGACUGAAAGCAGGUAAACUUGAUGCAAAAAAAAUCGGCUAAAGGUUUUAUUAGAGCAGUAAAAUUCUUGUUUCAAUUUGCAUUUUUCAAUGACUGCAUUGCAGACAAAUCAAGACUUUUGAGAAGCAAUUUAAAAAUCAAGUUAUGGAUCCUACAAUUAAAAAGGCUGUACAACAAGCUGAAGAAGUUCUGUUACUUUCAAGAGAAGAGAGAAAAGAACUUGUCAAUUGUUUACCUUCUGAUGAGGAAGAUUCAGAGGAAGAUGGUGAUCAAACUAUGCAGUCAGAUGAUGAGAGCCCCAGCAAAGUAACACAGGGUCACAAGAGGAAAAGCAGUAGUGAUAUUGCAAACAAGAACAAUGAUUAUGAUGAUGAUGAAGUGACAGGAAGGAAGGUGCUUAUUUAGUUUCAAAGCACAGAAAUAAAAUACAACCAUUAAUAAAUCACAAUAAAUUAAGACCUUUUCACUGGCAAGGUGUAGUUGAAGUUCAGACUCUGAAAACACAGAUCUAAACACCUCUUACCAUACUGGUUUUGUUAUUGAUUAGCCUUUAUUAACAGAAGUAUAUCCAGAAGCAUAAAGGCCAGGACAUGCUAGGCUGGCAGUGAGUUGCAGGGAAUUAUACCAACUGAAUGCACAGAAUAUUAAGUAAAUUCUUUUAUUGCAUAUUUCAUUACACUCAGCGUAACAACAAGCGUCCCAAACGGAAAGCUGCAAUAAAGCACAACAAAGGAAAGAAAAGAAGAGUGAUAGAAUCUGGGUCUGAGGGAGAUUCAGCUGGUAGGUCUUUAUAUUCAAGAUGGCUAUGUUAUUUUAACUGUUGUGUAUUCUGUGAUUUAUUCAUUUAGAUCAACAAUCUUUGGCACAGCCCUCUUAUAGUACAAUUCUGUGAAAUCUGAACAAUUUAUGAGCAAAUUUCAGGUUCAGUAACUUUGAAACCACUGUAAAAAAUCGAAUUGUUUUUAAUGCUCAAUUCAUUUGAUUCCUUGAAUAUGUGGCAGACCAAUAUUAUCAUAUGAUCAUUAAUGUUUAAAAGCAAAAACAAGCAAACAGACCACAGACCACAGACCACUGCACAAACACUUGAAGAAGAACUCGCAGAUCCUAGCCGUGUACAAAGUUACCACAAACCAUGUGUGCCUGCACUUAUGGGAUUGACCGCUGGAUGCCCGCUAAGCUCGUGGGCCGCUUGACCGCUAAGCUUGUGGACCGCUUGACCGCUUAACUUGUGGACCGCUUAACUGCUAAGCUUGUGAACCACUUGACUGCUAAGUUUGUGAACCGCUUGACCGCUAAGCUUAUGAACCGCUUGACCACUAAGCUUGUGGACCACUUGACCGCUAAGCUCGUGGUGGUUAACUUAGUUAAAUUACAUUUAACCACAAUAACAUAAUUACAUAUGUAUGUUUCACAGAAUGCAUUAUUAUUUGCCAAACAUCAGUUAUCAUUUCCCUAAUUGCAGUUUAAAGCACCCCUUUGUGCAAUAAUUGCAAAACAAAGUGGAAAGUCUAAAAUUAUCUUAGAUUUCCUAUUUUGUUGUCUCCAUUGUCUCAUUUCAUUUUAUUCUACUUUGUGGUGUGACAUUUUUGUUGCUUCUAAUUUUUGCGAGUUUUGCAAUUUUUCCAGCAAUCCACAGAAAUAAGUUUCGGCCAACAUUUUUCCCACAAAAAUUUACUCCAGAAUAAAUAUUCUCUAACCUAAGGUUGCUACACAAAAAUACAGUACUAAGAAUUCUCGUCUGUUCAAUCACAACUUUUCAUUGCACAUACUCAAUAAAAUCAAAAAUUUUAUCAAUAAUAUUUGUCUGGGUACUUUCUGAAAGUCGCAAAAAUUAAUUCCCAGCAAGCAAGAAAAACCAAUCUGUCCUAAUCCCCAGAAUUGGUUCCCGCAAAAUACAAAAAAUCACCAAUCUGGAAAAAUAAACUCCCGCAAAAAUGCCGUGCCACAUGGUAUCUCACUUUGAUUUUUAAACCAACUACAAACCAAUCAGAAUGUCUGCUUUGAACUCUGUAGAUGAGUACAAACCCAAUGAUGAUGAUGAUGAUGAUGAUGAAAGUUGUAGUAGUGGAGUUGACGAAAAUGAGUUAGAGGAUGGUACCCAUUCAGAAGAAGAUAUUGAAGAGGACAAUGAAAAGGUGCAGUUUAGUGACAUGUAACUAAGAAACCUCCAUAUUGUCAUCCGAAAAAAAAAGCACUUUAUUUGAGUGUCAAUGUAUUUAGCACUAAAGCACUAAUUGGGGACACUAUUUUUAAGUCUCCUAUCGGUGAUGGGACUGACUAACUUUUUAUCGCUAUUUUUCGUCACAAAAUGUAUAUCCAAGAAAUUUUUCAUCAAGAUACAAAAAUCUAAUUUUUGUUUCCUUUUUUGACCACUAGCCCUCCCGUAAGCGCAAACGAGGCAGCACAUCUACAGGUCGUCAGCAAAAGACCAAGAAUCACAAGCCAUCCACACCCUGUACACCUCUCACUAGCAAGGCACCAGUAUUCAGUACCCCAUCCCCUUCAUUACUGUCUGGCUCAUUAGCAAACAAGGUGUCAAGUUCGGCCAGUAAAGCUGCAGAAUCUCUGGCAAGAUUCCAGAUGAGUUCGUCUCCAACCCCAAGUUCAAAUGCAAAUAAUGAAGAGGGUGUUGGUACAUAUACUCAUGAAAAAUUGGAUUGGUUAAAGGAGGAGAAGAGGAAGUAAUGGACAGAUUGUUUUAACUCUUUAAGCCCCAGUAUCCACUUACAAAUUCUCCAAACUUAUCUCAAUACAUUUCCUUAAAGAAUUAGAUGAGAGAAUUUAAUAAAAGAUCAAAGUAUUUUCUAUUACAACUCUUUAUUAAGUUUCAAAACCUUUCUCAAGGCUGUGCUCUAAGGAAACUUGAAGGGAGUCCAGCGCCUGAACCUUUAUGGUGUAAUAUCUACUGUGUUCAGCAUAAUUGUAUGUCACCUGAUAGCAAAAGUUGGGUGCCAAGAAUGGCCAGGGUCUGCUAGAGCACUGACCUGUUUUUCUUGAUUAUUUUUUUAAAUUGUUGGAAGAGAAUUGAUGUUUUUAAUUCACUCUUGGGACUUAAAAGGGUUACCAUAAUCCUUUCAUUCCCGACACUGUACAUGUAGGUUGCAUUAUUUUGGAGAUUUUGGUGCGUUUUUUGGUCACUGUCUUUAUUUUGAACAGUUUUCAACUUAAUCUCAUUUUGUACCACUAUUUCAUUUUGUGCUGUAAGCGCCAGCCCCCAUCCCACCCUCUUAGGCAUAUUUGAAGGCACCAAGGCAGCUGCCUCUGUAAAAAAACUUUAAGCCUCCGUGUGCAUACCUUAUAAAUGUACACACUGGUUUUUUGACAUUAAACAAUGUAUGGUUUAGCCUUGGUAUGCACGGCCCUGUUACCCAGUUGCUAUUAUGUACAACUGAAAAAAUUAAUUGUUUCAGCACUUCUUAAGAUUUUCAGUAAUAACAAUGUUCAUUUAUUUUGUAUAUAGAGACAAGCAUGGCAGACCAAUGUCACAUCCUGAUUAUGAUCCACGCCCUUGUAAGUACAACCUAUACAUGAAAAGUUAAUGCAUUUACCAUUAACUCUCCAUAAUACAAACAUUGUGGAGGCUGGCUCUAAGCAUCCUUCCUUAACUUGAGAUGGGCCCAUGUUCUGGUUGAAUAAUUCUUCUUGAGUGAGCAACCGUUACGCUUGCGAGCAAAGCGAGUUUAUAAUUCGCCGCAUACGGGAUCACGCUGAGGAUAACAAGCGUGCCUACAAUUUAACUUUGGUCAUAAAUUUUCUUUCUAUCGGUUUUGGUAUCUGCAGUUCCCUAGCAACAAGCCAUAAACAAAUCCUAAAGACGCCAUUCAGCAUGAUGUCAUCAUGCAUUUUGGGUUUCCAGGCAACAUGGCAACCGACUUGGGCUCAUUUUAUUCAUCUUCUGUUUACUGUACGCUGGCGAAUCGCAAAGUAUUUCUGAGGCAAAUAACAGCGGGCUGCAAACACAACAGUGCCCGAUUCGACAAGUGGCUGGAAAUCCUUGCCGUGGAAGAUUUAACACUGAAAGAGCAGCGACCUGAACUUCAGCGAGAGCAACGAAGAAGAAGAUGAGUGCAUUCAUCGAGCAGCCGUUAUAAAGGCUGAGAGUGAAUAAAACAUGGAAAUAAUACAAAAUAGCUUUGAAAUACUUGUUUGAGCUAUUUUUCCUGAAAUGUAUUUUUGAAUUCAUCAUAAAUACAGCUCCACAAGGUUCAAACAGUGUGAAUGGCAGAGAAAAAUACUUCAAGACUAUAAAUUUCACAUCUCGUCCGGGUGUAGUCACACAUGUGAUGGUCAGACAGCGCACUUUUUUUGCUGGAGGAAGUUGGGUGUAGGUUUAAAUUCGUGCGUGGCUACUUCCAGUUUCUUUUUUUUUUCUUUCAUCAUAUUUUUUACCCUUUGGCUUGUUACUGUUUAUUCUCACUGCUGACCUUGUCAGCUUUUGUGAGAUUUUUGCAAAAAACGUAUUUCUAGUAUCUUGGUAUAAAUAUUUUGUUCAGUGUGUAAAAAGAAAGUCAUGUCCGAUAGCCUAGGGCUACUGCAUUUUACCAUCAACCUAGUGAAUUCUGUUCUGAACUUGCUUGAUGGGCAAGUGAGUACGAGUAAUUAACAUUGCAGAAGAUCUAUAAUCAGUCCGGCUCAUCAAAAAUUUUUCCAAGCUAGUUAAAAGGCCCCCAGGCUAGAACCUGAUGAUAGCUGGAGCUUGCCCAAAUGGCAAGCUUGAGAACUGACAUUCUUUGCACCCUGUUUGUUCUCUGUUUUAAGAUACAUGUAUUUUACUUUAAUGUAAUGUGUUUGGAACCAAGGAUUAUGAAAUAAUUAAUUCAACCAAGGAGAAAAUUGACCCUCAAACAAAUUUGCAGUCAUCAAGUUAUUCAACAAAAGAUCCUUUGUUUAUGUGUAGUUAUUUUUAAGUUGUAUAAAUUAUAGUCACAGCACCCAAUUAAUACUGUUGGCUUUUUCCUCUUUUUAUUAGGUUCCUCCAUCAUUUUUUAUCUUCCAAGAUGCCACACCAGUAAGUCUAAUUGGCUUUACUUUACUUUGCAUAUUUUAACUUGUGGAAUAAUAACUGGGUAUAAGUAACUGCAGAACUCUUUUUUCUGUUUUUUGAUACAUUGUUUUAAUUAUGAUUGUGUUACUUUUUCAGGCAAUGAAACAAUGGUGGCAGUUGAAGAGUGAGAACUUUGAUACAAUCCUAUUCUUUAAGGUUUGUAAACACAGAAAAGUGCAACUGAACACAAUCCUAGAUCUAGUUUUAAUGUUUUGAGUUACAUUGUUGUAUUGACCUGGGGAAAUAGGGUUGAGAACAGCCCCCUGCCGCUGCCACACCCUCAAACAGUUCCUAUUGAGCUUUAGACCUUUUCUUUAAACAGUUUGGUUUUGAUUAAUAUUAUGACCUAAAGCAUCUGGCACUCCACUGCCACUUUUUGUAAUUUUGAGAAUUAAAUGUUAUCAAAAAAAGUAUCUAUUCUAUGUUAAUAUCAUGUAUUUAGCGUCCAGGUUGGCAAAUUCUAUGAACUGUACAACAUGGAUGCCACAGUUGGUGUAAAGGAACUUGCUUAA
Porites lobata is the source of this 7207-nucleotide messenger RNA. NCBI's taxonomy places the organism in Eukaryota, Metazoa, Cnidaria, Anthozoa, Scleractinia, Poritidae. The record is from the annotation of a GenBank genome assembly.